Molecule: messenger RNA, 528 nt
Organism: Rotaria sp. Silwood1
Lineage: Eukaryota; Metazoa; Rotifera; Eurotatoria; Philodinida; Philodinidae
Source: the annotation of a GenBank genome assembly
AUGGUAAUGAAUACUCGAUUAUUAUCUAUCACUGCUGGAGCUCUUUUAGGCAUAUGUUUUAUAUUUUAUACUGUUAGCAAUGCAGUUCCAUCCUGGGGUAAAGCAAGUUCUGAAUCUGAAGAAUUCACAAUUGAUCUUUGGCGUCGCUGUAUUAGCGAUUCCGAUAUAAAGACAUGUUUUGAUUUAGAAUGCUCGUUGACAAAUGAAGAAAGUAGUACAUGUCGUAAAAUUAUAGCUGCUAGAGCUUUUGUUACUCUAGCUUGUAUUCUAUCUGGUAUUUCUAUAAUAUGUCUUAUCAUAUAUACAAUGAAACGUGACAGUACAUUCGCAAUGUUACUCUUAGUAACCAAAGGUCUUGUUGUUGCUUGUCUGAUCAUGGGAAUUAUCGGUGUUGCAGUUGGUAUCGAUGCUACCGUUAAUAUAGGAGGUUUAAUUAAAUUAGAUUUAGGUGCUGCAGCAGCUAUAGGAAUUGUUGCAAUUAUUCUUAACUUUAUUGGUACUAUUAUAACAUUAUUAAUUAAACCAUAG